Priceomyces carsonii is the source of this 1071-nucleotide messenger RNA. RefSeq names its product co-chaperone (gene SGT1). The coding region runs from base 1 to 1071 and encodes 356 amino acids. The record is from RefSeq and is a predicted model, not a curated record. The transcript has a single exon. Gene Ontology annotation, molecular function: protein-folding chaperone binding. Lineage: Eukaryota; Fungi; Ascomycota; Pichiomycetes; Serinales; Debaryomycetaceae.
AUGGCCGUGGAAAAGUUAAUAAAAAUUGGAGAAGAAAGGCUUAAUGAAAAGGAUUAUCUAGGAAGCAUAAGUGCUUUUUCUUCUGCAUUGGAGGAAAAUCCAAAGGCAUUACAACCAUAUUUGAAAAGAGCCACUGCUUAUCAAAAUCUCAACAACUAUGAAAGUGCAAAGAGCGAUAUAUCUCAAGCCUUCACCAUUGCUCAUGAAAGAGGUAAAAGAUCGGAAAUAGGACUCUGUUAUUUUAAAUUGGGCUUAGUUUAUUAUGCUGAGAAGAAUUUGUCGUCAGCAAAGAUUAAUUUCGAGAAAGCUGUUGAAUUCAAUUGUCCAGAACCAACGGCUAAUUUUUGGAAUAGUAAGGUACAGUAUGAAUUCAUCAAGGCAGGAUCUCAAUUACCGCAAAGUUGUAAUGCUUCAUCUGCGGAAGCGCUUGCUAGUUCUGAAGAGCCGCCAUCAAGUAAUUUUGAUGUCAUUAAUCAACAAGAUCCAAUAAAACUUAAAGUUAGAGAUGACUGGUAUCAAACCAAUGACUCAAUCAUUAUUACGUUUUACGUCAAAAAUGUCGAAAAGGAAAAACUUCAAGUCGAAUUCAAUAAGCGAUCAGUAAAUGUUGCAUUUCCAAGUUCUCCAAAUGCAGAAUACAGUUAUAACUUGGACCCCUUAUUUGCUGAAAUAACCCCCGAAGAUUCAAAUUUCAAGGUCUAUGGAACUAAAAUAGAAAUAGUUUUAAAAAAGAAAGUUUCCAGUAAGUGGACAUCGUUAGAAUCUUCGGAAGUCAAAGAUCAUGAUUCUCUUGGGGUAAGGUCAUCCACCUUUUCGUACCCAUCUUCAUCUAAGAAGUCUAUUAAUUGGGCUAAAUUUAAAGUAGAUGAAGAUGAUGACAAAGAAUCAGCUAAAGAUUCGGAUUUUUUUGAAAAAUUGUAUAAGGAUGUCGAUGAUGAUACGAAAAGAGCAAUGAUGAAAUCAUAUGUUGAAUCUAAUGGCACUGUACUAACAACAAAUUGGGAUGAGGCGAAGCAGAAGAAAUUUGAAACUUCACCUCCGGAAGGAAUGACAGCAAAGAAAUGGAACUAA